AAACCAAUCCAUCUCAAUCUUACGAUUCAUUUGGAUUCUCACUUUAAUUUAUUCUGAAUGGUUUCAAUUCUAUAAUCAAAUCUCAUCUUGUCAAUGGCCUUCAAUUCCAUCUGAUGAAUCACAACCUGAUAUCAUUCCAAAUCAAUUUAAUUUACUUAUCAUUGCUGAUCCUCAAUUACCUUCGAUUCCUUAUUCUUAUCCAACCAGAUCUUAUUUACUUCAAUUCAUUAGUAUUCAAAUCAUCAAUCAAUUCAUUAGAAAGUCUUGGAGAUUACUCAUUAGGAUUAGAAAACCUGAUGCGAUUGUUUUCUUGGGUGAUCUUUUAGAUGCUGGUGUGGCUACUACAGAUCAAUCUGAAUAUCAAUCAUAUCUCGAUACUUUCCGACAUACAUUUCCAAUCCCAAACUCAUUAUCUGAAUCCAAUCGAAUCAUCUAUUUAGCGGGUAACCAUGAUCUUGGAUUAGCACCAUGGACGAAUUCGACUAAUUCUAAUUUAGUUAGAGAACGCUUUGUUCGUAACUUUCAACCUGGAUCACUUUCAGGUCAUCUUGAAUGGGGAAAUCAUUCGAUAGUUUGGAUAGAUUCGAUUGGAUUGAUUGAAGAAGAUAAACAAAGCAAGAAGAAUGGGGAUCAAAGUGAUCAGGAGAAAGUGGUGGGACCUGUAAAGAGCUUUAUUGAAAAGCUUAAUGGACCCGAUACACUCUUACCUAAAGUUUUGUUUACUCAUGUUCCACUUUGGAGAUCAGAAGGAACUUCUUGUGGUUCGUUACGUGAAUCAAGACGCGAAAUUCAUCAAGGUUCAGGUAAGAAUUAUCAAAAUGAGAUUUCAGAAGAAUUAUCGAAAUUCGUUUUGGAAAAAAUUCAACCUACCAUUGUUUUCAGUCAAUCAUUUUCAAUGGGAAUGGGUAUACAAAGACCAGGAUAUCAACUCUUAUCACUCUCGAAUCCGUCCAGAUUUGAUAAACUACCUGAAAAGGAUUCCACCUUUGAAACCUCAUGUCUCUUACCCAAUCAAAUCAAAUCAUACACUCAUCUUUAUGUACCAUUAUUCUUGAUCAGUUUGUUGAUGAUCUUUGGAAUGCCGAUUUGGAAUGUAAUGACCUCUCAUCGAUCUGGUAGGAUACGACAACAAGCCAAAACCAAUGGAUUACCAAUCCAUCAUCGUCAUCGGAAAUCAUUAUCAAGAACCUUGAUGUUUACGAAAAAACCCAUGAGCGUUGGAUCUGAUUCACAAUCGGGUAGUUUAAGUUUAGCCGGUGAAAGAGAAAGUUAUCCGUCUGGCUUACUCUUCCAAGAAGGAGGUCUCAUCAGUCAUCCUAAUGGGUUUAAUUCGCCUAGUAGUGUGAUCAGUUAUCAUUCUCCGGUCGAUUCGGGUCAUGAAGAUGAUCGGAUCUCUCAUCCUUUACCUAAUUUUCAAAAUUAUCAUUCUGGAAGCACAAAUUUGAAUGAAUUCAAUGGAUCUGCUCAACGAAAUAGUGGUAAACGUCCUUGUUUACCUAGUAGGUAUUCUAAUUCAAGUAAUUCAGAUUUUCAUCAACUUGGUACAAGAAGAAACCGAUCCUGUGAAAUCUUGUUUAAGUUACUUUCAAUUUUCAUUGGAAAGAAAAGAGUUGAAAGAUUAAGAAGUAGUAGGAGGGGAAGUAGGAGUGGAGGUGGUAGUAGAAGUAGAAGAAAAGGUGAGAUGGCAAAAGCUUGGAGUCAGUUUUGGAGUUUGGUUUGGAUGAUCGGAUUGGUUUAUGGAUUGAUUUGGUGUUGGUAUUGGUGGUGA
Molecule: messenger RNA, 1768 nt
Organism: Melampsora larici-populina 98AG31
Lineage: Eukaryota; Fungi; Basidiomycota; Pucciniomycetes; Pucciniales; Melampsoraceae
Exons: 6
Biological process (GO): GPI anchor biosynthetic process
Cellular component (GO): endoplasmic reticulum
Molecular function (GO): hydrolase activity
Source: RefSeq, a predicted model, not a curated record